AUGAGGUUGGACACAUCUUAUUUAGCCUAUUUGACCAAAGAUGAAUUGAGAGUACUUGUGGCUGUGGAAAUGGGCAUGAAGAAUCAUGAAUUUGUACCUGUUUAAUUGAUUGAAAAAAUAUCAAAAGUCAAAAGAGCCAAUGCUUACUAAAUUUUACAAUAGCUAUUGAAGCAUAAACUAGUUUAGCAUGUUGCCAAAAAAUAUGAUGGCUAUAGACUCACAUAUUUGGGAUAUGACUUCCUUGCCUUGAGUGCCUUCUACAAAAGAGGAACCAUCGUCUAAGUCCUUUCUAAAGUAGGAGUUGGAAAAGAAUCUGAUAUUUAUAAGUGUAUCAAUUCAGAUGGUAAUUUUGUCAUCCUUAAAUUGGCUCGAUUGGGUAGAACAUCAUUUAGAACUAUUAAAAAUAAAAGAGACUAUAUUAAAAAUAGGACCCAAUAUAAUUGGCUCUAUCUUAGCAGAUUGGCCAGCAUCAAAGAGUUUGCAUAUAUGGAGGCUUGCCAUAAGAAUGGAUUUCCAACUCCAAAACCAUAUGACUGGAAUAGACAUGCCAUAGUGAUGUCCUUCAUUGAUGGAUAUACUCUAUGCAGUAUCUAAGAACUUGGUGAUGUCGAUGGUGUCUUUGUCCAAUGUAUUAAUUUGAUUGAGAAAUUUGCAAGUCAUGGCCUCAUUCAUUCAGACUUUAAUGAAUUCAAUCUUAUGAUUACAGAACAACAAAAAAUUAUUGUUAUCGACUUUCCUUAAAUGGUAUCAACAUAGCAUUUGAAUGCGGACUUUUAUUUCCAAAGAGAUUUAGAUUGUAUUAACAUCUUCUUUUAAAGAAGAUAUAAGGCCAAUUUGCAUUCAGAUUUGAAGUUACAAGAUAUCAAAGUUAUUAAACAUCUUGAUAAUGAAGUCAAAGCUUCAGGUUUUAUUAAAUCUGAACUUAAUGAUAAUAAAGAACUUGAAAUUUUAGAAGCAGCUUAAUAAGAACAAUAAUAAUUUUUGUAAGAAAAUGAAAAAUUCUAAUAAGAUGAUGAUGAUGAAGAUAAUAUUGAUUAAGAUUAGUAAGAUAAUGACGAAUAAGAAGAUGAUGAAGAUAAUGAAAAUGAUAAUGAUAAUAAUGAAUAAGAAGGCGAUGAUAAGGAUGAUGAAGAUAAUGAUGAUGAAUAUGAAGAUGCAGAUGAUGAUGAAGAUUAUGAUGAAAAUGAAGAAAAUUAAAAUAAUCAAGAUGAUGAUGAUCACAAACAAAAAGAAUAAAAUGAUAAUCAAAAAAAUAAAGUAUAAUAAUAAGAUGCUUAAAUUCCAAAAGAUUUAACAAAAAUUACAGAAUUGGAUCAAAAGAAUAUUAAGAAAUUUGUUCAAAAAAAAUUCCGUAAAAAGAUGGUAGUCAAAAAGAAUAUCAAUAAAACAAAAGGAAUAGAGGAUAGCAAAACAUUAGCCUAAGAAGCACUCCAUUAUAUAUGAUUUGUUAAAUGUGAUUAAUUCUAUAAUUAAGAUGUCAUUAUUACAUUAAUUCAAAGAAA
This is a messenger RNA of Paramecium tetraurelia, 1502 nucleotides long. RefSeq lists its product as uncharacterized. The transcript has 3 exons. The record is from RefSeq and is a predicted model, not a curated record. Gene Ontology annotation, biological process: maturation of SSU-rRNA; protein phosphorylation. Gene Ontology annotation, molecular function: ATP binding; protein serine/threonine kinase activity. Gene Ontology annotation, cellular component: cytosol; nucleus; preribosome, small subunit precursor. Lineage: Eukaryota; Ciliophora; Oligohymenophorea; Peniculida; Parameciidae.